AAGCACUUUGACUGCGACGUCUCGCAACAUCACGCUUCGGAGCACUUCGUCAGCACGGUCACGCGUCUGCACAAUCUGCACAAGAACAGUGCGAUCGGCUCUCGCGCCGCAAAGUCCAAGGUCACGGCCGCCCGUCAAGGCUCGACUUCGUACGCGCCAAUAGCUUCGAACAUUCCGCUAUACAUCCACGUCAUUUCUAGCAAGGCUGCAGCAGGCGCCAUCACUCAAAAGAUGGCGGACGACCAAGCUGCGCAGCUCAACAGUGUCUACAAGCCACACGGAAUAUCCUUCGCGUACACUCCGAGCCACACCGACUUCACGGUCAACGACGCUUGGGCCGUUGCGGCUGGUGCCGAUAUGGCUGCGCUCAAGGCCGCGCUGCGCAAAGGCACUUAUUCCGCUCUGAACCUCUACUUCCACACCGAUCUGAAUGGCGGCAUUCUCGGCACCUGCACGCUGCCAAGCCGCGUAACCAAGGGUGUUGCUCCGGCGACUUACGCCUCCGAUGGCUGCAACAUCAACGCCUUUACUAUGCCCAACUCGAGCAUGCUGGGCUAUAACAUGGGCAUGACCGCUGUCCACGAAACAGGCCAUUGGCUAGGUUUGCUGCACACGUUCGAGGGCUACACCUGCUCGGGUAACGGUGACUUCGUUAGCGACACGCCGUUUGAGAGCGUGAGCACGAAUGGAUGCCCGGCAACCCCAAUGAAGAACAGCUGUCCCAGUGUGAGUACUGGUGACCCGAUCCACAACUAUAUGGACUACUCAACGGAUGCUUGCUAUUCGAUCUUCACGCCGCUGCAGGUGGCGAGAAUUAGCAGUAUGUGGACGCAGUAUAGGCAGGGC
Molecule: messenger RNA, 846 nt
Organism: Baudoinia panamericana UAMH 10762
Lineage: Eukaryota; Fungi; Ascomycota; Dothideomycetes; Mycosphaerellales; Teratosphaeriaceae
Exons: 1
Molecular function (GO): metallopeptidase activity
Source: RefSeq, a predicted model, not a curated record